AUGAAGGCAACCCUCGCGGCCGUUGUGUUGGCCAUUCUGGCAGAUGGGGCCGCCGUCGGUGAAAGGACGAACGCUGCGCCACAAGAAGGAGCUCCCAGGACAAACGGCACGUCCUUCAGUCUCAAUCAAGUCAGGAAUCAGGACUUCCAAGGCCACAACGGAGCCGUGGCCUUUUUGCGCGCUCAUUUCAAAUAUGCCGACAGCUUACCAGAUCAUCUGUCCAAACUGGUGCAAGACACUCCAGACUUUCGCCUCAAGGCUGGUUGGAGCGGCCAAGGAGGGCAGACGGGAAGCGUCCUGGCAAGUCCCUCAUUUUUGGUGGACACGGAAUACUCAGUCAUCGUCAAAAUCGGUUCACCUCCGCAGAAAAUUCCCAUGAACCUGGAUACCGGGUCCUCCGACUUCUGGGUGUUUUCAACCGAGACAGACAAAGCUUUGGUCAGGGGUCAAGUGCUUUACGACGCCAACAGAUCAUUUACGAGCCAUUUCUUAACCGGACAAUCGUGGAAAAUCAAGUACGGCGACAACACUACAGCUAGUGGUUAUGUGUACACCGACAGGGUGGAGAUUGGCGGCACCCAUGUAAAUGCCCAGGCUGUCCAAGUUGCCGUGAAUGUGUCCAAGGCUCUUACGAAGGAUGACUUUGUGUGUGGAAUAUUGGGCAUGGCCAACAGUGCUGCCAACACGGUUCGGCCUACGCGUCAGCUAACCUACAUUGACAACAUCAAGAACGACCUGGCUAGACCGUUAUUCACAGCAGACCUGCGAAGUCAAGCCCCCGGCACUUAUAACUUUGGUUUUAUCGACCACUCUGCGUAUAUCGACGACAUCGCCUAUACGCCAAUCGAACGUUCGUUUCCCCUGUGGAUGAUCAAGACUACAGGACACAAGGUCGGCACAUAUCACGGCAACGAAGCCGUCGAGGCCAUUGUGGACACUGGCACCUCUCUUCUACUGCUCCCCGAGUCCGUGGUUUCCAGCUACUAUGCGAGGGUUCCUGGAUCCAGCGUCGAUCCGUUCCUGGGCAUGGUCGUCGUCCCCUGCAAUGCCAAACUGCCCGACUUCUAUCUCAAAAUCGGUUCAUAUCGUGGCAGAGUCCCCGGCAGCUAUAUGAAUUACGGGCCGCUCGACCCCCAGCGCUGCUACGGGGGCCUGCAGUCUUCUCGUGCGUUGCCGUUCUCGGUCAUCGGGGACGUCUUUCUCAAGGCUCAGUUCGCCGUGUUUGACUAUGGAAAUGCACGUGUGGGGUUUGCAAACAAACGUCUCUAUGUAUAA
This is a messenger RNA of Metarhizium album ARSEF 1941, 1275 nucleotides long. RefSeq names its product aspartic proteinase. The record is from RefSeq and is a predicted model, not a curated record. NCBI's taxonomy places the organism in Eukaryota, Fungi, Ascomycota, Sordariomycetes, Hypocreales, Clavicipitaceae. Gene Ontology annotation, biological process: proteolysis. Gene Ontology annotation, molecular function: aspartic-type endopeptidase activity. Bases 1 to 1275 code for a protein of 424 amino acids. The transcript has 3 exons.